Molecule: messenger RNA, 1412 nt
Organism: Pseudopipra pipra
Lineage: Eukaryota; Metazoa; Chordata; Aves; Passeriformes; Pipridae
Gene: KLHDC2
Product: kelch domain containing 2
Exons: 14
Coding region: 133-1356 (407 amino acids)
Molecular function (GO): protein binding
Source: RefSeq, a predicted model, not a curated record
GCGCGGGGCGGGCUCGGGCCGGGCCGGUAACGGCGGCGGGCGGCGCUGGGGCCGGUGCCGGGCAUGUCGCGACAGCGGGACGUGUCGGGAGGAGCCCCCGCCUGGCCCGUCCCGGUCUGAGCACAUCCCGAGAUGGCGGAUGAGAACGAGGAGCUGCAGGCGGACGAGGAGCUCCCGGCUCCGUCCGAGGACGGCUUCGAGCAGCUGGAGAACGACAGCCCCGCCGAGCGCAGCGGGCACGUGGCCGUCACCGACGGGCGCUGCAUGUACGUCUGGGGAGGAUACAAGAAUGCCCAGGUUCGGGGAUUUUAUGACUUCUACCUGCCUAGGGAUGAGAUAUGGAUCUACAACAUGGAAACUGGAAGAUGGAAGAAGAGCAAAACAGAGGGAGAUGUUCCCCCCUCCAUGUCUGGGAGCUGUGCUGUGUGUGUGGACAGAGUGGUGUAUCUCUUUGGAGGGCACCACGCACGGGGCAACACAAACAAGUUCUACAUGUUGAAUUCCAGAUCCACGGACAAGGUGCUGCAGUGGGUGCGAGUGGAGUGUGAGGGGGUGCCCCCCUCGUCCAAGGACAAGCUCGGGGUGUGGGUCUACAGGAACAAGCUGAUAUUUUUUGGAGGUUAUGGCUAUUUUCCUGAAGGGAAACAACGGGGAACCUUUGAAUUCGAUGAGACCUCUUUUUGGAAUUCAGGUCUUCCUAGAGGGUGGAAUGACCACGUGCAUGUUCUGGACCUUGAAACUUUCACUUGGAGCCAACCCAUAACUACGGGUAAAACCCCGUCCCCUCGAGCCGCUCACGCCUGUGCCACGGUUGGGAACAGGGGUUACGUGUUCGGAGGCAGAUACAGGGAGUCCAGGAUGAACGACUUUUACUACCUGGACCUGGACACUUGGGAGUGGAACGAAAUACUCACACAAGGCAUCUGCCCAGUCGGCCGGUCGUGGCAUUCCUUAACACCGAUUUCCUCGGAUCACCUCUUCCUCUUUGGAGGAUUCACCACAGACAAGCAGCCACUGAGCGAUGCUUGGAUUUAUUGUAUCAGCAAGAACGAGUGGAUACAGUUUGAGCAUAACUAUUCCGAGAAACCAAGGCUGUGGCACACGGCCUGUGCCAGCGAGGAGGGAGAGGUGAUUGUGUUUGGGGGCUGUGCCAACAACCUGCUCGCCCACUCCAAAGCUGCUCACAGUAACGAAAUUCUUGUGUUCUCCCUACAACCAAGAUCUCUUGUAAGGCUGUGCCUCGAAGCAGUGAUUUGCUUCAAGGAGAUGCUGGCCAGUUCCUGGAAUUGCCUCCCCAAGCACUUGCUGCACAGUGUCAACCAGCGCUUCGGAAGCAACAACACCUCUGGCUCCUGAGCCCCGGGGCAGCCCCGGGGGGAAACGAUCUGAACAUUAAAGGUGUGUAGGUUAAA